Molecule: messenger RNA, 381 nt
Organism: Penicillium canescens
Lineage: Eukaryota; Fungi; Ascomycota; Eurotiomycetes; Eurotiales; Aspergillaceae
Exons: 3
Coding region: 1-381 (126 amino acids)
Source: RefSeq, a predicted model, not a curated record
AUGCGUUCCUUCAAUUACCUUUUCUUCAUCGGAAAUGUUGUGACAGGCAGUUAUUUGGCUAUCAUUCAGGACACUGGUGGCGAGAACAACUGUAGAGUGUGGUCUCAGAAUAACCACGGCUGUACCGGCUACUCAGCAACCUUUGCUAAGCUGAAAGGCAAAGAUUGUUCGAGUUUCACUGGUGCCGGUUCCGACGAUAAGUCGGUGAAAAUUGAUAUAUGUGGCACUGAAAAUGGAGAGCAGGUCGCCUGGGUGACAGUGAACAAAAACGGCACCGUGGCUUUCCACAACCGAGAGGGAGAUACUUCUAGUUACGACCACGCCGAUCUUUACGGGCAGUCAGACCUCGUUCUCAACUACAAUCGACAUGUCCGCUUCUGA